This is a messenger RNA of Epinephelus fuscoguttatus (brown-marbled grouper), 976 nucleotides long. It is a transcript of the gene tpgs2, whose product is annotated as tubulin polyglutamylase complex subunit 2. Gene Ontology annotation, biological process: protein polyglutamylation. The transcript is spliced from 7 exons. The record is from RefSeq and is a predicted model, not a curated record. NCBI's taxonomy places the organism in Eukaryota, Metazoa, Chordata, Actinopteri, Perciformes, Serranidae. The coding region runs from base 95 to 976 and encodes 293 amino acids.
CUGAGUUCUGUGGAGAGAGGUGAACGGUGCAGUGCAGAUAGCUGCAGAGGAUGCUCUCAGGGUUUUCUACAAAUUUGUGAUUGCGGUCUUCCAAAUGGAAGAGAUAAAAGAUAGCUUGGCAUUUAAAGGUGUGGCUGAGAGACUGACGCUUGGCAUUACUCGAAUACUCGAGAACAUGCCUGGUGUGGUCGAUGUGCGUUUUGUAGAGAGGGAGCCUGCAGAGAAGAGGAGCCUGCUGUCGUGGGAACAGAAAAACACUUGUAUUUUGCCAGAGGACCUGCGAGAUUUCUAUCUGACCAUUGAUGGGUUUACACUAACCUGGAGCAUUAAACUAGACAAUGAGUGUGUUCCCCUUGGGUGCAUGAUGAUUAACAGUGUGGCCAGGCUGUGCCCACUCCUUCAACCAGUAUCAUUAUUCUCCCUACCCAAUGCACCCUCACUGGCCGACCUGGACUGGGAGGAGAGUAACACAGAGAGUGGGACGGGGCACGCUCCUGCUGCACCCCAUUUUGAUGCCCGGAGCCGCAUCUUCGAGCUGGAUUCCUGCAGUGGGAAUGGCAAAGUGUGUCUAGUCUACAAAAACUGCACUCCAGGUGUGGUAGCCCAGCAGAGUGAAAUUUGGUUCCUUGACCGCUCGCUAUGUUGGCAUUUCCUGACGGUAACCUUCACCUCCUACUACCGACUGAUGAUCACCCACCUGGGUCUGCCUGAGUGGCAGUACGCCUUCACCCCAUAUGGCCCUAGCCCCCAAGCCAAGCAGUGGGCAUCGCUGUACCAGCCACUGACUUUCAGCAGUGAGCUCAGCUUGACUGAUCCUGUUGGAGAUUCCCAUCUCAACAAGCUGGAUCCUACAAAGGCCUUCAAAGGCAAAGCUAAGACACCUGUCCCUAAGAAGAAGCAGUCGACACAGUGUAGCCAAGGGAGCGCUGCAAAGAGCCAAGGCAGCACUGGAAGACACGGCGGAGGAAAGCGGUGA